Molecule: messenger RNA, 1467 nt
Organism: Gallus gallus (chicken)
Lineage: Eukaryota; Metazoa; Chordata; Aves; Galliformes; Phasianidae
Exons: 6
Coding region: 255-1181 (308 amino acids)
Source: RefSeq, a predicted model, not a curated record
UGCGGUGGCCCGUCUUUCACUUGUCUGGAAACCUCAUAGCCGUGCACCACCUCAAGCCCCGCAGGGAGUCCCUGCCAGCCCAUAGGAAGCUGGAGCCGCUCAAGAGCAGCGAGGUGGCCGCAGCUGCCUCUGUGACCUGGCAGACAGCGCAGGCUUGCAUCCAAAGCACCGUGUCCCUGCUCUCUGGCUGCCUGAAGAAUGGGGAGAACGUUGCCGUUGUCUUCAAGGACAUUGGAGUACUCCACAUCGAUGGAAUGACCUUCCACAUGAAAUUCUAUUACGACUUCCUUGAGAAGCUGUCAGGGAAAGAGAAGUUCAGGAAAGCUCUUCUCAAGGCCCCCUGGCUGCUGGACAUGGUGGUGUCCCGAGCGGCACCGGUGGCCUCCCUGGCACUCUCUGGCUGCCUCGUCGUCUUUCCCAAGUUUCAAAUGGAGUUUGUACCCAAACCACCACCUGGGAUAUCCCGCAGGUCCUCAGGAGGCAUCCCUGCGGAGGGGAAACCAAAGGAAGAGGAGGCUUUGCCACCUCUCGCCCAGGGCAAGAAAGUGAGAUUUGCUGGCAAGCCAACCUUCAUCAAACGCUUGAGCUCGGACAGUCUAGAUGGAGGAAAACUCCGAAGGAUAAGGAGCUUACUGCGCAAGGAGAGCUCUACGUCCAGUCUGCUGCCAGCCAUCCCUGGAGUGCCUGAAGACCAAAAGCAGCCGCUGACCUGCCAGCUGCAGGGCCAGGCAGAAACAGACAGCCAAGAAGACCUGGGCCGAGCCCCGGGAACCAAACACGUGAGCUUCCGUGAGGAAGAACGGGAAGCGGAAAAAGCCCAUCGUGUGGCUGCGGUGCUGAAGUUGCCCAAAGCCAACGAAUCUUUCAGCAACGAUUCCAGACCUUCCUCAAGGGCUCAGUCCAGCCCGUCGCAGGCAUCGCAAGGCACUCCAUCCCGGCUUCCACUUCUGGCAUGCGACUCAGUCAGACUUCUGAGGCGCAGGGCUAAGAAGAGCAGGCAGAAAGAACCCGAGGAGAUGGCAGCAUCAACAUCUCAGGCUGAGGCCAGCCAGCCGCAGGAGUCCUCUACUGACAGAGCUGGAUUUCUGCCACCGAUAAACGAAGAAACACAGUCUCCUCAGCGUCAGCCUCCAAACACCAAAGCCCCACCGCGCAGGAAGGGCACACCCUACCCACGCUGAUGCGGGCAUGGGGCGCCCAUGAGCUCCAAGAGCUCCACUCGAGCUGGCUGCAAAACAGAUGCUUGAAUCCCAUCUGCAUCAUAUCUAAUCCUAGACUAGGCUGCCGAGUGCCCAAUCCAACCUGGCCUUCAACACUGCCACGGACGCGGCGUCCACAAGCUCUCUGGGCAUCCGCUUCCAGCAUCUCACCACCGUCUCUGGAAAGACCUUCUCCCUGACAUCCAAUCUUCAUUGUCCCUCCCUCUGUCAAUAAAGCCUUACCAUGGGCCUAUCCCAUACAAAUCUC